GAAAAAAAAAGUUCAGUCGAAGGGUUGGGCUUUUGUGGUCUCAUCAAGCUUUUUCUAAUUUGUAUAAAAAAGGCCUCAUGCUAUGAUCUCGAUGCUGUCAUUCACAAAUGUGCUUUUUCUUGGUUUCUAAUAUACAGUGUUAUAAAAUAAGAUACCAAUGGCUAAAUGGUCUGUUUAUUGAAAGUAAUAAUUUUUUUCACUGAAAGCUCCAUGUAAAUGGGUGUAUACGCUGUCGAUGGAAAGCCUCAAAUCAGUAAGUACUAAGGGUGUUCACACUUGUAGUUCGGUCCUCUUGGUCCGGACCAACAGCUUUUAUUUUCUGACGGAAAAUAUAAUUUACCAGCUGAGAACAAACGAAGAGCUAAUAAAUUGUGUAAAGGAGUCAAAACAGCGCCAUAAAUUCCUCCGUUGCGCACACAAGCGAAGAUAUGCUGCGUGGAUGGCUGUUCCGACGCCUGUACAGAACUGUAAUUGGCAACAUACAUUGGAUAUAAAAAGUCUACACACCCCUGUUAAAAUGCCAGGUUCUUGUGAUGUAAAAGAAUGAGACAAAGAUAAAUCAUGUCAGAACUUUUUCCACCUUUUAAUGUGACCUAUAACAUGAACAAUUCAAUUGAAAAACAAACCGAAAUCUUUGAGGGGAAAAAAACAAAACUCACACUAACCUGGUUGCAUAAGUGUGCACACCCUUAAACUAAUACUUUGUUGAAGCACCUUUUGAUUUUAUUACAGCACUCAGUCUUUUUGGGUAAGAGUCUAUUAGCAUGGCACUUCUUGACGUGGCAAUAUUUGCCCACUCUUCUUUGGAAAAGCGCUCCAAAUCUGUCAGAUUGCGAGGACAUCUCCUGUGCACAGCCCUCUUCAGAUCAACCCACAGAUGCUCAAUUGGAUUCAGGUCUGUGCUCUGGCUGGGCCAUUCCAAAACGUUAAUCUUCAGAAAACUGUGCUGUAUUAAUCCCAGUGGUUCAUACUACUGGUGUAGGUUGAUGCUUCUGAUCCUGGGGCAGGAAAACUGCGCUGUAUUAAUCCCAGUGGUUCAUACUACUGGUGUAGGUUGAUGCUGCUGAUCCUGGGGCAGGAAAACUGCGCUGUAUUAAUCCCAGUGGUUAGUAUUACUGGUGUGGGGUAAUACUGCUGUACAGGAAAACGGCGCUUGGGGCAGGAAAACGGCGCUGUAGGCAUUACUAUUCCCCGUGGUUAGUGUUACUGGAGUAGGGUAAUUCUGCUGCUCUUGGGGCAGGAAAACAUUGCUGUAUUCAUCCCAGUUGUUAGGAUUAGUGGUGUAGAGUAAUACUUCUGCUCAUUGGACAGGAGAGCGUAUUUUAUCUUAAUAUUCGAUGCUUUAAGAUUUGUGCCAAUGUUCUCUAUAAGGUAAUGCUAAUGUUUUCGAAUAACAACUGUUGUAGUAGGCACACUAUUAAUUAUUAUGAUGCAUAGCCAAGACCAACCACUAUGUAUGUUAAUUAGCACAGGUUUGUCCUCACUUAUAACAUAUCAUCUGUGUCACGAUGUUUUCACAUAUAACACGUAUAACAUUUUUGUCUUCAGUCACGCAAACAGUGAUUUAAAACUAGGAAAUAUAAGGAAUAUAAUAUAAGGAAAUAUUUUGGGAAUUGAGGGACAAGACAGCUCAGGAGAAAGUAACCGAAACAACACCGGAAGUGAGGGACAAGACUGCUCAGGAGAAAGUAACCGAAACAACACCGGAAGUGAGGGACAAGACGGCUCAGGAGAAGGUAACCGAAACAACACUGGAAGUGAGGGACAAGACGGCUCAGGAGAAGGUAACCGAAACAACACUGGAAGUGAGGGACAAGACGGCUCAGGAGAAGGUAACCGAAACAACACUGGAAGUGAGGGACAAGACGGCUCAGGAGAAGGUAACCGAAACAUGGGAAUUGAGGGACACGACAGCUUAGGAGAAAGUAACCGAAACAUCACUGGAAUUGAGGGACAAGACGGCUCUGGAGAAAGUAACCAAAACAACACCGGAAUUGAGGGACAAGAUAGAGGAAAUGUCAGUGUAAGACAAAGUACUAAGAACAAUGCAGGAAUUAAGGGAGAAAGCAGCUCAGGACACAGCCAAGAUGAUCAGUAAAGUUUUAAGUAGGAUCUUGGACAAAUACACUAACUUGCUUAAAAGUUUGUGGAGACCUUAUCUUACAUGUAACUUUCCAUCUGAAAUCAAGGGUGUUAAUAUUGAGAUAUUUUGCCCUUUGCAGCUGCUCUCUAACAGCUUUCAUUUCUGGAAGGUUUUUGCAAAAGAUGUUAGCUGUUGUAAAGAGAUAGUCAAUGUUAUUCACCUGUCAGUGGUUUCAAUGUUAAGACUGAUCAGUGUGAUUUGUUUGUCUAGUAAAGAACCAGUUGACACUGAUAAUAUACACUGUAUUCAAUUUGCAGUAAUAAAGUGUAAAGGUAUUAAUGGAAAGGAGGAGGUGAGAACUGGCUUGACAGUAUAAAUAUUUUAUUUUUAAGAACUAAACAAAAGACACAAACACACACAUGUGACGGACAUCUGCCCGCAAACGCUCUCUCUCAUCGCACCACUACCUGCAGUCGGCCUUUAUCCCUCUCGGAGGCUUGAUUAGCCUGAUAAGGGGCCGGGUGUGUGAACUCAUGACCCUUCCCCGCCCUCCGCCCUGUCACAUAAAGGAAAUCAGGAUGAAGACAUUUCAUGAUGCUUUUGAUGAGUCUAAGGAGAGCAAAAUGCAUUGAACAGUCUUGAGCAAUAGUAAUUAAUUUUAAUCUAAAUGCAUGCUAUGCCUUUCCCAUUGGUACUGUUACUAUUCGUUUUUUUCCACCCUUCCAGGGGGAUUCCUGGUGGAAAGUGUUUUAAAAGUUUCAGACUUUAACCAAGCAAAGAGAUACCUGGUCACGUCAGAUGAACUACGGAGGAGAUGCUCUCCACCGGAGAGCUACUCUGCGAACACUGUAGUGGCUUAUCUACGGAAGGCCAAGGGACAAAAAAACAAAAUUACAGGGAGGUUGGCAGAGUUGGAGGUGAAGCCCUCAAAGCGCACAAAGCUAACUUCACAGUGCUCCAAACUUUGUGAAGAUGAAUGCAGUGAUCUGGCUGGUGACAUAAUGUACCUAGCAGCUAAAUUCAUCCCCCAGAAAAGAGUGGGUCAAGCCUUGUUGGAAGAGGGAAAUGUCCAUGCAGCCAUGGCCAAAACAGAAGACUGCAGGAAGACCUUGAAAGCUGUAAAGAAUGCUUUAGAGGCUAAUUGGGAAACAUUUGACCUGGCAACACAUGGUCUUGGGCCUGCUGUUAUAAAAGGCACUUUUUCAUUAAUUGAUGCAUGUCUUAAAGAGAAAAUGAGAACACUGAAAUCAAAAGACUCCACAGAUGAGUAAGGUUUCCCCCACUUUAUUUUAUAUUUUCAUUGUUUAAAUGCUUGUUUUUUGUUGAUGUACACUGUUUAGCAGUACAAGAAAAAUAAACAAA
Messenger RNA from Xyrauchen texanus (razorback sucker), 3445 nucleotides. Its product is annotated as transcription factor aptf-4-like. Gene Ontology annotation, molecular function: RNA polymerase II transcription regulatory region sequence-specific DNA binding; DNA-binding transcription factor activity, RNA polymerase II-specific. NCBI's taxonomy places the organism in Eukaryota, Metazoa, Chordata, Actinopteri, Cypriniformes, Catostomidae. Gene Ontology annotation, cellular component: nucleus. The coding region runs from base 2755 to 3354 and encodes 199 amino acids. The transcript has 4 exons. Gene Ontology annotation, biological process: regulation of cell population proliferation; regulation of transcription by RNA polymerase II; anatomical structure development. The record is from RefSeq and is a predicted model, not a curated record.